Molecule: messenger RNA, 2588 nt
Organism: Pieris rapae (cabbage white)
Lineage: Eukaryota; Metazoa; Arthropoda; Insecta; Lepidoptera; Pieridae
Gene: mthl5
Product: probable G-protein coupled receptor Mth-like 5
Exons: 8
Coding region: 196-1674 (492 amino acids)
Source: RefSeq, a predicted model, not a curated record
UGUAAUGCAAAUCGGAAUUCGGAAAUCUAAGAAUCAAGGAAUACGCAUUGCAAGUUCAACUUUAUCCGCCGAUCAUUUUUUAUAAAUUUCUGGAAUAUGAAUAUAAUAAUGAGAAUAGAAAACUUUAAAGUUGUGAUACAAAAGUGCAUUUAAAUGUGGAAUAAAACUAUACUUAAAAAAGUUGAAUGAAUAAACAUGAUGCAUUAUAACGUGGUAUUCCUUGUACUGUUUUCAAUUGUACUAUACACUUAUGCUGAAGUUAGCGAUACAGACCUAAAUGAUUUGUCUGAGCAACAAAAUUCCGUCCAAAUCAACAAAUGUUGUGAAGAAAACGAAAUUGCUGUUGACUCAGUGUGUCGUUUAGCGGAACAAUACAAUGCAACCCUUUGGAAUCCAAUAUUUAAGACUGAAAAUGGAGAGGAAGUUAAACUGAAGUAUUUUAGAUUUAUACAUGGGGUACCAAAUUGUGAAACAACUGAACUGAGACCUAUAUUUGACUUAGGAAAAUCUGAAGACAAAUUGAACCUUCUGUCAGAUGGACGAUUGAAGCACUUAAUUCAUCAUCAAGUAAAUUCAGAAUCAAUUAAAAAUGACCCUUUAGUUACAAGUACAUUUAACUUGCAUGACAUCAUUACAAUGCCGGAUUCAAAAGAACCAUCAUCAUACAUUCAUAAUCAAAAUAAAUAUUGUAUGGAUAAGAUUUUAAUUACAAAUUCCAAUACAACAGGUCAAUAUGCACUUGUUUGUGUUCCAGAAGUAAAAAUAAAUUGGAAGGACUCAGAUUUCCUAAUGAAAAAGAUACUUAAUCCUAUAUUUCAUGCUAUAGCAAUGAUUUUGUAUUUGACAGUUGCUAUAAUUUAUUUUGUAUUACCAACUCUAAGAGAUUUGGCUGGAAAUAUCAUAAGUACAAUAAAUGUUUGUCUUAUUGUGAGCCAAGCGGCAGAUUUUGUAAGAAUAUUUACAGAACUAAGUAAUCAUGUCAGUUUUAUGGUGACAGAUAUAAUUUUAUAUAUAAGCUUAUUAGGAGCCUUCUUCUGGUUAAACAGUUUUGGCUUUUAUAUAUGGAAAACAUUCAAAUCAAGAAAUGUGUUUCUAAGAGUAACAGAUGUGCGCAAAUAUUGUUACUAUUCAAGUGUGGUCUGGUCAAGUGUAGCUCUAAUGGCAGGGAUGGCAAUAUGUGCACAUUUUCUUUUGGAUACAGGAACAAAUCCAUAUAGGAAAAUGAAAAGACAGUUUUCAUCUUCAAUACUUGUUGACGAUGUGGAGCAAGAAACUAUAGGUUGGCUUGGCAUAGCUAUAUUUUUUACCCCAGUUGCAUUUACCAUAAUAUUCAAUUUAUUCUUCUAUAUCACAACAUUGAAGGUAAUUAAGAGGAUAAAUAUUUAUGGAAGGAUACAUUACAAGCUAAAAGGAUGUUUCGAUUUAUUCUUGCAAAUGUUUCUGAUAAUGACAAUAUCAUGGUUGUUCCUGCUAUUAUCAUGGUUGAACUUUGAUGGGUUGCUGUAUGCACAUAUAGUAGUGAACUUAUUGCAAGCCAUCUUCAUAUUCUACACUUGUGUGGUAAGACAGUCUCAUGUAACAUUUUUACUUCGCAAAAGUUGUUGUUAUGCUCAGCCUGUACCUACCGGGGAGUGGGGUGAUGAAAUGACUCAUAUGAAUGGUGGUAAUUAUUAGGUUAAUUCUGCUUUCCAAGCCUGAUACCAAAAUCAAUAAUUUAUUAUUAAGGUCCCAUAGUUUUUCUUGGUGCAUAAAGUUAAUGUAUAUAUUGAUAUACAUUAACUUUUGUUUGUUGUCUAUUGAGUCAACUAACACAUAACCACAAUCUACUGGAUCAGUUAUGUUUGUAGACUUAAGUCUAAAAUUUGUGAAUAGUGAUGACAUUGUAUGUUCAUUAUUUACCUUUCUGAUCACAAUCAUCAUAAGAAAAUAAACAUAUUCUCAUAGUUUUAAGUUAAAGGAAAUUUUGAAUCUUCUCUAGUUUACGAUAAAGUUGAACGCAAAGUAAAAGUUGUAGUUACUCUGUGAUGUUUGAGCUUUUCCUUCAAAAUUUGUGCCUUAUUGAAUUAUUUUUGUGUGAUUUUUGGCAGCUAUAAUAGAAUUAAGAAUAUACAAAGUAGAAUAUAAAUGUGUUAAGUUAAACAAAUUUUACAUAUGUUAGGACUAAAUUGACAAAUAGCAUUUAUAACAAAAAUUGUGAUAAUUUAAAGCGCUCAUUGGGGAUACUUAAUUAUUAUAUUGGUUAAUCUCACUAUAAAAAUAGCACCAUACUAACAUUUCUAGGGUAUACAGAUAUAUACUAAUAGAAAUUAAGAAGCUUUAAUCAUUAUGAAAUUAUGACAGGAUGAUGCACAAAUCACUAACAAUAUUUAAGCAUACAUUUUACUAUUAUUGUAUUGUUAAUAAUAUCUCGAAUUUUGUAAAAAAUAUCCGUCCAAAAAUCACAAUUUUGGAAACAUUUUGCUCUCUAAGGACAAUAGGCCUAGAUGUAUGCACUAUAUACAAAAGAAGACAUUAAUAACGGUCUUAUUAUAAUUUUUAUUAAUAAUGUAGUUAAUGAGUAUACAAUAAAAUAUAUAUUAAAAUAAUAA